CUGACCAGCUAUACACGUCAACGCGGACUUCACUACAACAGCUGAUUGACAAACCAAGGCUGACAGCAAGAUGGUGCAGACGCCUAAACGUUACAAGGCUAAUGGCACUGAGGACGAUUAUAAAGUGGACAUUAACUCUUCAUCGAAAAAGUGUAACAAGCCGUUGAUGGAAAGAAGACGGCGCGCUCGUAUUAAUGACAGUCUAAACCAGCUGAAGUCAUUGGUUCUACAAGCUAACGGAAAAGAGGAAUCCAACUUCAGUAAACUCGACAAAGCCGAUAUUUUGGAGAUGACAGUGAAACACAUUGCUGCUAUACAACACAACAGUAUAAUGGGAUCACCGUCAACAAUAAGCAACUCGAGCAAUCAGUUCGCAGGAGGCUUCAGUGCAUGUGCCAAGGAGACCCUGGGCUUACUGUCCACGCUUUCAGAUGUAACGGGCAACUCAGCUGCUCUCCAGGCAGGAUUGUUUAACCACUUGACCCACGCGCCGUGUUCGCCCAACGCUGGAACCGUUUCGCCAGAACACCACGGCUUGUCCAGCUACAGUCAGCAACAACAACGACAUCACCAGCAGAAUCACGUGAUGAACUCGCCAUAUGACAGCCGACUGGUAAACCCGCAUCAUGCCACGUUUAGCGAGGAUGCACGUGCAACCUACCCUGCAUCUCAUGCGGAAUCUCACCUGAAUUUAAGGAUGCCAGUCUUACAAAAACUAUCCAACAACAACAACGCAGGGUUUCCUGUAAGAUGUGGUGCAUCGCGUUCCCAUAGUUAUACUGUGUCCAUGCCGAAUCCUCAGGUCAGUGAAUCACAAUCCAAGAGUGCAUGUACCAUUUCUCAACCUACAACUAGUUCAACAUACAGUCAACAUGCAACCUCUUCCCAUGUCCAAGUAAAACAAGAACCAGAUAACGUACGAGACUACGACGAGAAUCUGCGAGAUUAUAGUGACAGUGCUAGUGAGGGGUCAAGGUCACCGUGUAGUGAAGACUCAUCGCCAACCAGUUCCAAAGCCGCCUGGCGUCCAUGGUGACGUCAUUUAAUCAUGGGUGAAUCUCGAUCAAUUUAAAUUAAGACUUACUUGUGCAAUCAUACAUGUACUGUUUGAGUGGAUGAAUUUACUAUUGAGAAACUAUUUUAAAUAGC
Molecule: messenger RNA, 1149 nt
Organism: Liolophura sinensis
Lineage: Eukaryota; Metazoa; Mollusca; Polyplacophora; Chitonida; Chitonidae
Product: protein hairy-like
Exons: 4
Coding region: 71-1036 (321 amino acids)
Molecular function (GO): protein dimerization activity
Source: RefSeq, a predicted model, not a curated record